UCUCUCUGACCCCACCCCUUCAACUCCCAUCUAGAAAAAGUUGUUGCAAUACUUUUAUAACUAUCGAAUUUUUCCUGGGUACAUAGGAUUUUUUAUUCGAUGCCACAGGCGCUCUUUCUGUAAUUAAAGUUCUUUCUGUAGUAAAUUAACGGGAAAUUGAGUCGGGCUCGGAAUCCACAAAGAAUUGCAAUAAGUUUCGAAUUUUCUCUGAUCUGUAUCUCAUGUACGUGUACAAGAAAGGUGUGUGCUCCAUUAUCCAAAGUGUUAUCAAUUUAAUAGCAUAAAAUUCACAAAUUCAGAUUUUUUUCUACAAUAUAUUGCAAAAUUAUUACAUGACAGACUUGCAACAAUAUUCAAUCUCGGUUGGAAAAAGUCAAUCCUUUCUUCAUGUGUAUACAAUAGCGGUAUUUCAUUUAAAUGUAAUACCCUUGUAUUGCUCAUGAUAUUAAAGGGCGAUGCUGGAAUGGGUUUUAGCCGGACUGCUGUGUAUUGUGACCUAUGUUGUCUUCACCUUGUCAACUUCGUCAGGGAGUCAGUAUGAGGAUAACAGUAUCGAUGCAUUCAUCAGUAAAGAUAGUUCAGUUGCCAAAAGGCCGGCUCCCAGGGAGAGUAAAUACAAGAGGAACUACAUUACAGAUGGACGACAGAUUCUGUUGUUGUAUGGAACAGAGUAUGGCUUCAGUGAAGAGGUGGCCACGAAACUGUUCGACAGGUUAGGUGAAGAAUCUGUUUUGAAUGGAAUGUUAUGGCAGCCGCGGCUGGUCAACGUGAAGUACUACUCACACAUCCGCUGGACGGAGGAACAGCUGUGUCUCCUUGUCAUCUCAACCAGCGGGGACGGUGUUCCUCCAACUGAUGCCUUGCCAUUUUACCAGAUGCUGAUGAAUUCUGGUGAAACACUAAGUCAUAUACGGUAUGCAGUACUGGCACUUGGGGACUCCAACUACCCACAUUUCUGCAAGACUGGGUUAUCACUUGAUAAAAGACUGGGUGAGCUGUCGGCAGUGCGAUUGUUGGAUUGUCAGACCAUAGACAUGGAGGAUUGGCCGGUGAUUUCUGAUUGGAUGAACAGGGUGGUUGGGGCGGUCAGUGAAGCCGACCUAGCUGUCAAAACUGACUACCUUGUUGUGAAUUCUCUGGGGAACAAUGAGGGACACACCAGGACAAAUCCGUUCCUCUCAAGGUUAUUGGUAAAGAAGCCAUUGACUGUUGUCGACAAUGAUGAGGACAAAGUGACCAUUCAGUGCGAGUUUGACAUCACAGGCAGUGGACUGACAUGGACUGCAGGUGAUGCAUUAGGUGUUUAUCCCCACAACAACCAAAGUCAGGUGGAGGGGAUUCUCCAGGCCCUGGGGUACACGGGACAGGAGGGGGUUGAGACAGAUCAGAGACCCUGGGGACAUACAGACAGAGUCCUGACAUGUAAGGAGAUGCUUCUUCGAUACCUGGAUAUCAAGCAUGUCAAACCCGAGCUUCUGGAGUUAAUUCUGAGUCACUCCAGCUGUGAUGACCAGAGACAACAGCUCAGGGACCUUCUUCACACACAGGUGCCUUCAGGGGUCAGGGAAUAUUUGUCUGUGAGGGAGGUACUAGAUGUUGUGGAGGAGUUCAAGGUUGGCCCCCUCCCUGUCGAUAGAUUCCUGUCCCACCUGAAACCUCUCCAGCCGAGGUAUUACUCUAUCUCAUCAUCCCCACAAAUAAAUUCCAACACAGUGUGUGUAACAGCUGCAGUGGUCCGUUACUCCACACUGGGCCGGGACCGGGAAGGUGUAACCACCUGUUACCUACAGGACCGACUGCUGCCAGGGGAUCAGUGCCCCGUGUUCAUCAGCAAAAAUCCAGACUUUAGGUUACCUAGCAACACCAAGACUCCCCUCAUUUUGAUUGGUCCAGGCACAGGGAUAGCUCCAUUCAGAGCCUUCCUACAGGAGAGAGCUCUGUUAAGUGAGGAGGAAAGAGGACAGAUUCUCCUGUACUUUGGAUGUAGACACAAAAACAAAGACUUCCUGUACAGGGAUGAACUGGAGAAUUUCGCAGAGAAAUCUGUGAUAUGUCUCCGGCCUGCCUUCUCCAGAGACCAGGAGGAGAAGAUUUAUGUUCAACACUUACUCCUGCAGGAUGGAUCUCUGAUAUGGAACUUGGUUAAUAAAGAGAAGGCUGCAGUUUAUAUCUGUGGAGAUGCAAAGCACAUGGCCCGUGAUGUUCAUAAAGUGUUGUUACAGAUUAUUGUGAUGCAGGGGCGGACAACUCAAGAUGAAGCUGAACUUCUCCUCAAAGGUCUAGAGACACAGGGUCGAUAUCAGAAGGAUGUGUGGGUCACAUGACCAGGGGCGUCUGCUAAAGAAUGAGGUCACCAGGUGCUAGGGAACUGUGCAAUCAGAGAUACAGUCAAAUACAUUGAACUAUAUUUGAUUGAUUUAUUUUUUUUAUAUGUACAUGAGAACACGUGUUGAUUUACCUCAAAAAAGAUUUCUGUGAUACUGUUUCAAAUUUAUUUUAUGUUUAUGGUAUUAAAUAGUUCAGAUAUUGAAA
Magallana angulata is the source of this 2532-nucleotide messenger RNA. RefSeq names its product NADPH oxidoreductase A-like. Gene Ontology annotation, molecular function: FMN binding; oxidoreductase activity; flavin adenine dinucleotide binding. The coding region runs from base 456 to 2324 and encodes 622 amino acids. The transcript has 13 exons. Lineage: Eukaryota; Metazoa; Mollusca; Bivalvia; Ostreida; Ostreidae. Gene Ontology annotation, cellular component: cytosol. The record is from RefSeq and is a predicted model, not a curated record.